GUUGGUAGCAGGCUAACAGGUACUGCUGGGAUAUCGUGAUGUUGUGGCACUUGACUUUUAGGAUUUCAGUCUCGCGAUGCAGAUGGUCCUUAUCUGACCAAUUUGUUGUAUCGUAAAUUUUGCUUGCAUUAUAUAGAUUCAUGUUUGUUUAUUAUUUCAGAUGCUGCUCCAAAUAGUUCAGAAACAUUCUUGGGAUAUGAGCAUAAAUGUCAAAGCGAAGUGAUAAGGCAGAUAAAAGGUUCUCGUGUGCUGGGCAUGACUUGUGACUUAUUAUCAGAAAGGAAUAUAGCUCUUCUUCUCAGUUCUGGCAAAUUGGUAUUCUUGGAGCUUGGAAAAAUUGGUGAAAGCAACGAGUUCACGUUGAACCAGCUGUUUGGGCCUUCCACCGAUGAAUUGACAGUUCUUCCGCCACUGAGAUUGCUGGUGACAGGUCUGAUGAGCAGUGUGGCAAGUCAGCCGACCACUAUCAAAAUGUGUCCGCCGUUGACCUCCAAGAACCGCCAUUUUUACAAGCCGCUAAUGGCCGCCGGAACCCAGUCGGGUCUCAUUCAGAUCUACAACAUGGCGUGGGCGUCCGUCGAGAAAGAGUUCUCUCUACAUGCUUACCCGGUCAGGGGCAUCGAGUGGAUAUCUCUCUCAUCAUUCAUCUCAUAUGCUUACUCCAGCUCCAAUUCUCAAGUGAAGAAUGAGAUGUUCAUUACAGAUGUUAAUACGGGCUACACCAAUCAGAUACGAAAAGACCACGGCGAAGAAAAUCCUAUUGAAAUUGUGCGAGUCUCUCCGUUAAAGCAAUAUUUUGUGAUUGUUAUGAAGGAUGGACCAUUCGAGCUUUGGGAUUUGAAAACAUUGACACUCAUGCGAUCGAUGCCCAAAAAGUUUCCUCUAGUCACAGCUUUGGAAUGGUCGCCAGCACAUAAUUUCAAGUUGCUCAAAACUAAGAAGAAAUCAGUCUCUGAAGAUCCGAGCAAAGCAGAAAGUCCAGCUGGUGAGGCAGGAGCAUCCAGCCCUCAAACAACUCAACAAGUGGUGGCUCGUGAACAUUUUGUAUUCACUGAUACGGAAAGCCUCUUGUACCAUUUUACUUUGGAAGGAAUCUUUGUGAAAGAUGUGAUCAAAAUGCCACCAGAG
Messenger RNA from Nilaparvata lugens (brown planthopper), 1128 nucleotides. Its product is annotated as WD repeat-containing protein 11-like. Lineage: Eukaryota; Metazoa; Arthropoda; Insecta; Hemiptera; Delphacidae. The record is from RefSeq and is a predicted model, not a curated record. Gene Ontology annotation, molecular function: protein binding. Gene Ontology annotation, cellular component: cytoplasm.